Molecule: messenger RNA, 549 nt
Organism: Rhipicephalus sanguineus (brown dog tick)
Lineage: Eukaryota; Metazoa; Arthropoda; Arachnida; Ixodida; Ixodidae
Product: cortactin-binding protein 2-like
Exons: 2
Coding region: 1-549 (182 amino acids)
Source: RefSeq, a predicted model, not a curated record
AUGGACGUUGCCGAGGCUGAGGAGGCAGCCCGGGGAAUCGACGAGGCAAAAAAGCAGGCGGAUGCUGCGGCGGACCACCAGGCAGCAGGCGACUCGUCUGGGUCGAAGGCCAAGCAGCCGGAAACGCAAGCUCUCUCAGAGGCUACAAGUGGCGACGCUCGCAAGGGCGUCACACCAACGCUUCAAAGAGCAGCGGGCGACUCGACUGGGACAUCCGAGGCGACAGUAAAGACCACGACGAGCCCACCACCACCCAAGGGCGGCGAGCUUAAAAGUGCCAACGAGUUGCCGCCCGAGAAGAGCGGCGUCCCCACAACGACCAGUGCCACCGCGGCCUCGAAGCGGCCCCACCCUCAGGCGAGCAACGACGGUGCUGAAGCAACAGCGCCUGGAGUCGACGAACCCCCCGCAAAGACUGCUCAGGGACGGCGGCCGUCUCUUCGGCCGCGCCCGAACGUUACGGCCGAUAAGCGUGCCGGCAACGUGGAGCCCGUAGGGCAAGUCCCGACAGUGCCGCCGGACGGAACCGCCGGCAAUGGCGCCGUCUAG